GUCAGUCCGCAUCCACGGCGAGAGUGUAGCUUAGUCUCCAGAAAUGGCUCUGUGCAGCACAACCCAAGCUCUCUCGAGCUUUCCCAAAUGUUGCCACGACAGAGUCCUCGCUACAAAUCCUACACGCCUCAGACCCUCUCUGCCUCUGAGGCCAAUCCCACUCUCUCGCACCGCCGGGGGCCUCCACUCCCGUACGUUCUCCAUCCUUUACAUUUGGUACCGAAUCAACACGAAACCCUAGGGUUGCUUUUUACCAGUUCAUUGCCAAGAGCAACAACGUCUGAAGAAACUUCGAGUGGAGCAAACCGGUACGCUAGUGAAGAACGCGACGGUGUAGUGACCCUGGAAGAUACUCCACCGGCUGAGAAGAAGAUAUUCGGUGAAACUGUGGUAGCAGAAGUAGCUGAAGUGGAGUCUCCUGGGGAUGAGCAAACGCAGUCGUUUGAGCUUUUGGAUAAGCUUAAUAUAAAGUUUGACUCGGAUGAUACAUAUAAUGUUCUGUUAUAUGGUGGUGGUGCGUUGGUUGCAGUGUGGUUUUCAUCGGUCAUUGUCAGCACCAUUGAUUCUAUUCCAUUGUUUCCCAAGCUGAUGGAAGUUGUGGGCCUUGGCUACACAUUCUGGUUCAGCUAUCGGUAUCUAAUCUUUAAGAAAAAUAGGGAAGAGUUGGCUACUAAAAUUGAAGAGCUUAAGCAACAGGUUAUUGGAUCAGAUGAUGAUUGAUAAAGAGCAGUCACUAGAUCUUGCUCUGUUUUCUAGUGAAGGCAAUAUAUGUUUCUUUUUCGGUCGCCAUAGAAAUGUAGACUGGUUAUACAUUUGACAUGUGAGUAAAUAUGUUUAAUUUUUCUA
Molecule: messenger RNA, 846 nt
Organism: Corylus avellana
Lineage: Eukaryota; Viridiplantae; Streptophyta; Magnoliopsida; Fagales; Betulaceae
Product: CURVATURE THYLAKOID 1D-like protein
Cellular component (GO): chloroplast thylakoid membrane; thylakoid
Source: RefSeq, a predicted model, not a curated record